AUGCGAGAUCGACAAGAUUCUCAAGGCCUCCGUCCCUAUCGGAGUAUUCCACGAUAUGGGCAAGCCGAUGUUCCUCCAAAAUAUAAGAGAGGAAAUCCGCCACCACGGUACCAAGAAUUAGAGAGUUCUUCUCGCCGUGACAUUGUGGUCCAAGUGAUUCCUGAAGACGGUACCCCAGCUGGUCGUGGGCCUAGACCUUCAAAUGCUGGAAAUCCUGUAGUUCCAAAAAAGCGAUCAAAAAAGUCCAGCAGUGGGGGAAUUGUGGUAGUUCUUUUGACUCUCUGUUUGAUUCUCAAGUUGGCUGGAAAGCUGGCUUUAUCGAAAGCAAACUCGUCUUCUAACUCUUCUUCGUACCAUGCUCUGGAAAGAACUUCAACUCCCUACAAUCCUUACGCCGGUGUCAAAUGGGGUCACAAUCAAGAAGAAAUACAAACCGCGGAAAUCGCUGAAAUCUUCGGAAAACAUUUUGCAGACCGAUUCUACGGCGACUUGACUAACCGAAUUCCUUCUGAGACCCCGGAAACGCCGACUAAUGAGACAACCAUUGAGAUGAUAAGAUCUAUGUCGAAUGAAACGGAAACUUUGGAUAUGGGUAAUGUUAACGGCACAUAUAGUAUUCCAAUUUCUUGGGACGAUAUCGAAAUAACAUACGAAUUUGAAUACAUCGACCGGGAAAUAUUCGACAAACUUGGGGAAGGAGCGAAUCAAGAAAGACAAUCCGGAGCAGCAGCGCAAAUGCAGGAAUCGGGCAGCAUCAUUAUACCGAUGCAUUUCUACGGAGAUCCUUCUGACAUCAAGGAAGAAGCCCUCGAUUUGAUGCAGAAAAUUGGCGAGGAGAUAACUUCGAAUGCUGGUUCUUUGGACUAG
Messenger RNA from Oikopleura dioica, 867 nucleotides. The record is from the annotation of a GenBank genome assembly. Lineage: Eukaryota; Metazoa; Chordata; Appendicularia; Copelata; Oikopleuridae.